Molecule: messenger RNA, 720 nt
Organism: Spinacia oleracea (spinach)
Lineage: Eukaryota; Viridiplantae; Streptophyta; Magnoliopsida; Caryophyllales; Amaranthaceae
Exons: 2
Coding region: 40-537 (165 amino acids)
Source: RefSeq, a predicted model, not a curated record
UUGAUCAAUCAAACAAUCCAAAGAAAUCAUCAACUGAAAAUGUUAUCCCUCUCAAACACUCUCAACACCUUCUGUUCUUCUUCCUCCAUUUCUUCAUCAUCAUCUUCCAAUCAAACACAAAUCUUCAAAUACCCUUUUCAAUUCCCCAAAACCACAUCAUUUUCCCACGUUUUUUCAUUAAGAAAAUCUGCAAUUUUGGUACCAAAAUCUUCAGAAAAGUCCGAGGUUGCUACAACAGAAUCAGAAGAUGGAUGGCUUAGCAGAUUACCUGAUAAAAAGAAACCAUUAUAUUCUCAUAGUUUGCCCUGCAUUGAAUCUUGGCUUAAAAGCUUAGGGUUUCACCAAAGCAAUGAAGAUAGGGCUGUUUGGUUCAUUGAAAAAUCUGAAUGGCGUGCUCAACUUUCCCUUGAUAUCACUGAACUUUAUAUAAGAUAUAUGAAGAAUGGACCAGGCAGUCUUGAAAAAGAUAUGGAGAGAAGAUUCAGCUAUGCACUGAGUAGAGAGGAUAUCGAGAACGCUGUGCUUGGAGGACCGUAAGAAACAAGUUGUGAAUUCAUUCCAUGGUAUAGAAAUGUCGAAAGGUGUAUUGCUGCUUUCAUUAGGUUGUCAAACCACAUUUCAGUAAAAUUGCUUUUUAUGAUUAUACAUGUCUGAAUAUCACUUGCAUUGAUCAAUAUAUGAAAAAUUUACAUCCUUUCAAGAACUAUGAUUUCUACUUUA